AUGUCUGUGCAGUACGCUCGUUACCGGCCUACAACGCCGCCACAUCUUCCUCUUGAGGAGUUCGCCGGCUCGGGUCAUAGUCGCCAGGAGUCCAACUCGUCGGUCUACUCAAGUGAGUCGUCGCCUUGGUCGACUAUCACCGGCAACACUAGUCCUACCACCUCGCCAACCAGGCACCAUCAUGGCCCGGCUCUCUUGCCUAAGAUCAGACCUCAAGAUGUUGUCAUCGAGCCAGUUUCUGCUGGUGGACCUCUUCGUUCCCGCCGGGUUCUAUCCAAUACACGGAACCCUCCCGGCUUUGUCCCUUAUACAACCACACGACCUAAUCGCCAUACCCGGGAUGUUAUCGACCGCUUGACUUUGGCAUCUCCUAUUUCACCGGCCCCCAUGGCCCAUGGCACCUGUUCUGCCUUGUCAUCACCUGUGGCUAUCACCCCAUCUCAAAGGCGCAAAGCCGUCGGUGGCCACUCGCGCUCUGUGUCGGCAUCCGGUGUCGACACAGCCACUCUGACUCGAUUUGGAUAUCCAACCUACCGUGAACUUCCAAAAUAUGUGCCACAGAUGCAUGCUCAAACCACUCCCACCACACCGGUCACUCCAAUCACUCCAACCAUCGUGGUCUACCCGUCCUACUCCCAAAGACCAGCAGCUCAGCAACCCCCAGGCACACACCCAUUGACAGUGCCAACCCCCCAAUACAAAUACCACUCGGCCUCCGCACAGCCAUCGCCAGCUUUACUGAGCCCCCAAGAGUGCCCAACACCACGCUCAACAACCCUCCUCUCCUACUUAACAAUGCCAAUCCCCCCAAUCAAUCUAGUCCGCAACGUGAGCGUAGUCCCAACCCGCGGCAUGCACGACUACUUCUGGUGGGACAUCCGUAACCUCCGGAACUGGACCUCCUUCUCCCUCCCAACCUUCGACCUAGUAGACAGCCGCCUAAUCCAACUCCUGAAAACCGAUAUCCCAGCCGAGCUCACGCCGCAGGUCUCAGUCCCCGUCGCCCAUCUAGCUCCAGAGUCCGAACCAGCCUUGGUGAACCUAAUCACAGGUCUCUAUGCUCCCCGCGUCAACGCUGCUCUAGCCGUCUCCCAGGGCCCAGACCAUCUCCAGCUCUACGCUGCCCCGGAUGUCCGUAGCACCGGCCACAAAAACCACGGCCACCCCCACUUCCUAGCGAACUACGCCUCGGACACUGAAGUCACCAGUGCUGGCCUUCCGCGCGGCCGGCUAGUCGGCAUCGUCAAGAGCUUCGAUAGAUGGAAUACAGGCAUGCGCAAUGAAGCACCACACCGCCGCGUGGAGUACCUCAACGGUCUUGCACAUCUGCAACGCUGUAUGCGCGAGCAUUCCUGUCGGUAUGGCUUCAUCAUCACAGAAAUUGAACUCGUCUGCGUCCGAGCCGGCUGCGAUGAUGGCGACGACGUUCCUUAUUUCGGAUAUUUCGAGAUCGCUGCUACAAUUCCUCUCAAGACAGCUGCUCAAGCCCCACGUCCACAACAUGCACAUAUGCAUGCGCAUGUGCAUACACAGACGCUCGCCCGUGAUGGGCCAGCACUAGCGACUCCCAUCAGCGCACGCUCAUUUUCUUCUCCCUCCUCUUCCUCGUCAUCACACUCGCCGUUCCCAGACGAAACCGAGGAAUCAUUAACAACCUCAACCUCAACCUCAACGCCAAUGACAGCAAGUCUAGCAUUAUACUUCCUACUGAUGCUAUCAAAAUCACAACCCUUGCCGCACCAGCCAUCCGCCCACCUCAACGUUGGUGGACCUGGUGCGAUGACGCGGCAGAGGGUCUUGCCAGAGGGGAAGGAUGAUUGGAUUCCGCCGCCGCAGAUUGGGGAGCGGAGGGAUGCGAAACGCGUGCGUGGGUGGGUUUGGCCUCAAGAUGCUUGGCAUCGGAGGGAGGGGAGUGGGGCGCCCAGAGCUAGGGCUGGGGUUGGGGAGGGGAAGAGAGUCAAGAGGUGGCAUAAAUAG
Messenger RNA from Penicillium antarcticum, 1977 nucleotides. RefSeq lists its product as uncharacterized. Bases 1 to 1977 code for a protein of 658 amino acids. The transcript has a single exon. The record is from RefSeq and is a predicted model, not a curated record. NCBI's taxonomy places the organism in Eukaryota, Fungi, Ascomycota, Eurotiomycetes, Eurotiales, Aspergillaceae.